AUGCCGACGAGACGCUCUACUCCUAUGGCGUCCACUACAGCCAGGCCAUCAGUGGUCGUACCCCUGCAGAAAGUGCUCUACAACAGCGAAGACCCUACUCUCGAACUAGAUGGUCUUAUCGAGCUUGUUAUCAAGGAUGAGCGACAGCUUCAACCAGGCGUAUCUUGGACGACAGGAUCAUUUGCAACAGAGAAAACACUGACUGUAUUAUGUGGCAACCAUAUCAUUAAGGCCGAAGGGGCCUUCUCCUCUCUUACCUUGCAAUAUCCCUCUUCAGCAAGCUUUACCAACUUUUUGAAGAGGCGCGAGACACCCACCAUGAUAGAAACUGGUCCUUCAACAACAACAGGCAGAGACAGAGACGACGGCACCAAAAAUAUUCUGCAGGUCUUCUUCCCAAGCCAUGACGACUAUACUGAAACGGCAAGCGAGCUCGAAAAGCUCAAGAUUCUCAAGCCUGUGAUUCCUCUCACACGCCCGCACUCUGUUUCCCAAAUACCUAUCGGUAUACUCCGGCCUCUGAGUGCUCAGCUGCCCCGACCUUCCUCUGCUCAGCUGAUUCGUCCUGCCUCUGCGCAACCACAGCUGGGAAGAUCACGCCAAAGUUCAGGCUUUCACCCGGGAAGGUUUUUGAGCACCGUGUCUUACCGCCCAUUACAACGUAACGGCAGAGGCCAACUUAUCCGUCGAGCAGCUGAUAUGCCACCCCCGGCAAUGAGGAUUUCACCCAUGCUUCACCCCAAGGACAGAGUGAAUUCCUCUUAUACUAUUACCGAGAGAAUGUCCUCUUCGCAAGAGGUUCACUCUGGCAUGUUUCAGACGCAGUACUCGGAAACUCCAAGUCCUUACUUCCCUAUCGAUCAAAAUUCGCAAGCUCUUACAUCUCAAGACAGCUUUGAAUCCCCUUAUAGCAUUUAUGGAGACGGCCAAGAGCAUAUCGACAUUGCACACCGACAGAUGCCAACAAUCAGCAGCAAACCUGGACAGCCGCAGAUCCAGGUUCCUUAUGCGGUGGACGGCAUGCAUCUACACAAUAGUUGUCUAGUCCGCGGUGUAAUCACGCCCACGACACCACCAGUUUUCAGGACAGAAGCAGAAAGUCAUCGUCCCGAUCGAGUUACACUAACGCCUGACCAUCUUACCCGUCAGCACUUGCAAGGAGGCGAAACCGACUUUCACCGCCUCUUGAGAAGUACACGCCCUGGAUUUCCGAUCACCGGCCAUCAUCAACCUGGAGAUAUAUCCAAACAAGACUACACAAAUAUCGUCAUCAAGGGGAUGGAGCACUUUCAGGCCAUUCAGCGAAAACUUGACGCAGCUUUGACAGCGAAUGAACCGAAUUCGGGAAAUAUGAACGAAAUCCUGGCUGAAUAUGCAGACGAUUUCGGUCGUAUCUGGUGUGGUCUUUGCAGAGAAAGCGGCUCCUAG
Messenger RNA from Pyricularia pennisetigena, 1428 nucleotides. RefSeq lists its product as uncharacterized. The transcript is spliced from 2 exons. NCBI's taxonomy places the organism in Eukaryota, Fungi, Ascomycota, Sordariomycetes, Magnaporthales, Pyriculariaceae. Bases 1 to 1428 code for a protein of 475 amino acids. The record is from RefSeq and is a predicted model, not a curated record.